CUUUUUGCCGUCCGAAUCUAUUCCUCCUUCUCACACACUCUCUCUCUCUUUAUUUUAUUAUGUCGAGUUCUUUACGAAAUGUGAUGAUAAUUAUAGUCAACAAAUUAUUAUGUAUAUAUGAUAUGAGAUUGAGUGCGUUGCUCUGCUAUAUAUACUGGGUAUAUAUUUUUGUCCUCUCUAUUCGGCCCUUCCAUCAAUUCUACCAACUAGCAGUAAGACACAGAGACAGGCCUGACUGAACCAAUGAAGAAGCGUUACAGAAACGGAGAGAUUUGGGACUUCGAGCACGAAAUGGCGGUGGCGAUGAGCCGAGAGGUAAUACUGGGUUUGGACGGUGGCACCACCUCCACCGUCUGCGUAUGCAUCCCUUUUACCGACCCACUCCCUCACCCUCUCCCUGUUCUUGCUCGUGCCGAGGCGGGUUGCUCCAAUCACAACAGUGUCGGCGAAACUGCUGCAAAGGAGACAUUAGAGCAGGUUAUGGCAGAUGCCCUUGCGAAGUCUGAUUCCAAUCGAUCUGCCGUCCGAGCUGUUUGUUUAUCUGUAUCCGGUGUCAACCAUCCAGCAGAUCAACAAAGAAUAUUAAAUUGGCUUAGAGACAUAUUCCCAAGCCACGUUAAGCUAUUUGUUCAUAAUGACGCUGUGGCUGCUCUGGCAAGUGGAACAAUGGGAAAGCUUCAUGGAUGUGUUCUAAUUGCUGGUACGGGAACCAUCGCUUAUGGAUUUACGGAAGAUGGCAGAGAAGCGCGAGCUGCUGGUGCAGGACCUGUCUUGGGUGAUUGGGGAAGUGGAUAUGGAAUCGGUGCACAGGCAUUGACUGCAGUAAUAAGGGCUCAUGACGGUCGAGGUCUGCGUACAAGUCUUACGCAUAGAAUUUUACAGACACUUGAACUUUCUUCUCCAGAUGAACUCAUCGGGUGGACCUAUGCAGAUCCAUCUUGGGCUCGAAUUGCAGCUCUUGUUCCAGUUGUGGUGUCUUGUGCAGAGGCAGGUGAUCAAGUUGCAAAUAAGAUCUUGCUAGAAGCAGUUCAAGAGUUGUCUUCAAGUGUGAAAGCUGUUGUUCAAAGACUGGGCUUGACUGGUGAAGAUGGAAGGGAUUCUUUUCCUCUCGUAAUGGUUGGCGGUGUUCUAGAAGCUAAUAAGAAGUGGGAUAUAGGGAAAGAAGUCAUAAAUUGUAUCUCCAAGGACUUCCCUGGAGCUAUUCCAAUUCGGCCAAGGGUUGAGCCUGCAAUAGGAGCAGCACUGCUAGCAUGGAAUUAUUUGAUGAGACAAUCGUGAUCAGAUUAUACUUCAGUACAUAUCUAUUGGUCAUUCUGAAGGGUCUAUCAUUGUACAGUAACAAUGCCAAAUGAUAAAGAUGAAGCAGCGGUGAAAUCAGAAAGUAAUAUUGAUUAUUUUCAUCUAUUUAUUUGAGUUGUGUUUGUAGGUUGUUUUAUUUUCUUUGGUCUAUAUAUAUAUUAUACUCAUUAUUUUCCUCUUCCUUUUAUUUCUUGCCAAUUUCUGAGAUUUCAUUCUUAUGAGAAGGCAUCUAGGCCUUAGAAGCUGUAAAAGUAACAAUUGGAAUUAUAAUAAAUUCCCAAGUGCACUUGUAUUGUUUUGCGUA
This is a messenger RNA of Cornus florida, 1603 nucleotides long. RefSeq lists its product as uncharacterized. The transcript has 7 exons. The record is from RefSeq and is a predicted model, not a curated record. Lineage: Eukaryota; Viridiplantae; Streptophyta; Magnoliopsida; Cornales; Cornaceae. The coding region runs from base 244 to 1278 and encodes 344 amino acids.